Ogataea parapolymorpha DL-1 is the source of this 594-nucleotide messenger RNA. RefSeq lists its product as uncharacterized. NCBI's taxonomy places the organism in Eukaryota, Fungi, Ascomycota, Pichiomycetes, Pichiales, Pichiaceae. The record is from RefSeq and is a predicted model, not a curated record. Bases 1 to 594 code for a protein of 197 amino acids. The transcript has 2 exons.
AUGGACUUGGAGUUCGUGAAAAGGGUCGAAUUUACAAAGGUUGCUCGAUUACCCCAACCAUCCUUUGAUUUGCCGGAUCUGGCUGGAUACCCCCAGAUCAAACAGAUAAACACCGAGCUAGAGGGAGAACGAUAUAUUCAAUUGAACGUGCAAAACACGCCUGAAUGGAUAAACUACGUUUGUGAACUUCUGAAAAAGAGCGAUGCACUAGGGAUUGUUGCUAUUCUAGACUGUGCUUACCAGUUCGGGUCUGCUGAUAUAGUGAACUCUGGUCUUUAUCAGAUUAAAAAACAGUUGCAAAAAGAUAAUUCAGGCACGGAAGCAGGCGAGUUGCUAAAGCGAGUAGUUGUUUAUGACAAUUUUGAAAACCUUGGCGACGUGAACAAGUUGCUGAACAACAUCUUGGAUAUGAUACCGACACAGUUCCAGGAUCGACCUCUAAAUUGCAUCCUCGUCUCCAAUACAUCAAUUUUCUAUUGGAAUCUCCGCGAUGAGGAGAACUUCGACGACCUUGCCGAGCUCCAUCGCAUAUGCAGACAAUUAUCCUCGAAACUCGGGUGCUACGUGCUGUCGAGCCGAAGUCUCUUCGAGUAA